Messenger RNA from Botrytis byssoidea, 1347 nucleotides. RefSeq lists its product as uncharacterized. Gene Ontology annotation, molecular function: CAAX-protein geranylgeranyltransferase activity. Bases 1 to 1347 code for a protein of 448 amino acids. The record is from RefSeq and is a predicted model, not a curated record. Lineage: Eukaryota; Fungi; Ascomycota; Leotiomycetes; Helotiales; Sclerotiniaceae. Gene Ontology annotation, biological process: protein geranylgeranylation. Gene Ontology annotation, cellular component: CAAX-protein geranylgeranyltransferase complex. The transcript has a single exon.
AUGGCAGAAGCUAAAUUGGAGGUCGCAAAACAUAUCAAGUAUUGGCAGAGAUGUCUACAUUCUCUAUUGCCUACUGUAUACACCAGUACAGAUUCCUCGCGCAUGACUCUGGGCUUCUUCAUCCUUUCCGCGCUUGAUUUACUCAAUGUUGGCGCAUCUACUUUUCCAGAGUCGCAACGCAGAGCUAUACGAGCUUGGAUACUGAAGUGCCAACAUCCAUUUGGAGGGUUUUGUGGUUCUACUAAUCAUAGGUUUCCUGAUGUUUAUUAUGCAGACGUAGGAAAUGGGAAACGAGAUAUCGACCCUGCGAAUUUACCUGCGACGUUUUUUGCGGUCUUGAGUUUGGGUUUUGUGGGGGGAUUGAAGGAUGUGAAAAGGAAAGAGUGUUUGCGAUGGCUAAAACGAUUGCAGAGGGAAGAUGGAAGUUUUGGGGAGUUCAUUACGGAAGAUGGGAAAAUACAAGGUGGGACAGACAUGAGGUAUUGCUAUGUGGCUACAGCGCUUCGAUGGAUGUUGACUGGAGAUGCGCAUGAGGAGAGGGGAGAGGAUGAUAUCGACGUGGAGAAAUUGGUGGGACACUUAAGGGCUGGGCAAACAUAUGAUGGAGGAAUUUCAGAAAGUGCGCAGCAUGAGGCGCAUGCUGGGUAUACCUAUUGUGCUAUUGCGUCCUUGUCCCUUCUCGAUCGAUUGCCAAAACAGGCCUCUUCGCAACCUACCGAAUCUUCAAGUCCAAAUUCCACCUCGCCAGGUCUUACGAACUUGCCAGAAACUAUUAGAUGGCUGGCAUUGAGGCAGACUUCGUAUAAUGACGAAGAGGAAGAAGAUGAAGAUGAUCACAAUGGAGCGACAUCGGACCAUCACUUUGUACCGGAUAUUGAUUCUACAUUCGUCGGCUUCAAUGGGCGGUGCAAUAAGCGGGUUGAUACUUGUUAUUGUUUCUGGGUUGGGGGAUCUUUAAGCAUGCUAGGUCAUUCCGACGUUAUCAACAAAGAUGGAUCUCGACGAUUCCUGUUUGAGAAAACGCAGCAUAUGAUUGGUGGCUUUGGGAAAACGCCAGGAGAUCCACCAGAUAUCUAUCACUCGUAUCUAGGACUUGCUGCUCUAGCAGUACUGAAAGAACCUGGCAUCAAGGAACUCGACUCCGCAUUGUGUAUCAGUGUGGAUGCCAAGAAGAACAUGAAAGAGCUAAGGAAAGCUGCAUUAGUUCCCUCUAGGACAUAUUGGGUGCAUGGAUACAGUUUCACAGUAAGGGAAGAUAGCCCCCAAUUUGGAGAAAAGAUGGCAAUGGAUGAAGGUCCGCCGAAAAGUCUAAUAGAUGCUUUUGGGGGUGUUAAGAUAGCGGUAUGA